Molecule: messenger RNA, 1540 nt
Organism: Balearica regulorum gibbericeps (East African grey crowned-crane)
Lineage: Eukaryota; Metazoa; Chordata; Aves; Gruiformes; Gruidae
Source: RefSeq, a predicted model, not a curated record
ACACAAAGGAUGCAGGGGCCAGUGUACCCUGUCCAUAUGGUUAUGGAAAUUGGAGAGCUGGUUAUGGCUGUAAACAAAAUGUCAGUAACAUUAUUCACCAUCCAUUAUAAAUCCAAAGUAAAAAAGCUGAACAAAGUUUUGCUUGACAUUGAUGAAUGUGGAACUGGAAGGCAUAGCUGUGCCAAUGACACUGUUUGCUUUAACUUGGAUGGUGGGUACGACUGUCGAUGUCCCCAUGGCAAGAACUGCACAGGAGACUGUAUCCAUGAAGACAAAAUCAAGCACAAUGGACAGAUUUGGGUGCUGGAGAAUGACAGAUGCUCUGUCUGCUCAUGCCAGAAUGGCUAUGUGAUGUGCCGGCGAAUGGUCUGUGACUGUGAAAAUCCCACCGUUGACCUAUUUUGCUGUCCUGAAUGUGACCCAAGGCUCAGCAGUCAAUGUUUACAUCAGAGCGGGGAGCUUUCCUACAACAGCGGUGACUCCUGGGUACAGAACUGUCAGCAGUGUCGCUGUUUGCAAGGCGAAGUUGAUUGCUGGCCCUUGCCCUGCCCGGAGGUGGAUUGCGAAUUCAGCGUCCUCCCUGAGAAUGAGUGCUGCCCACGAUGUGUCACUGACCCCUGCCAAGCGGACACCAUUCGCAAUGACAUCACUAAAACCUGUCUGGAUGAAACCAGUGUUGUUCGCUUCACUGGAUCUUCUUGGAUUAAGCACGGCACAGAGUGCACCCUCUGCCAAUGCAAGAAUGGCCACGUCUGUUGCUCAGUGGACCCACAGUGCCUUCAGGAACUGUGACACCAACACCCAUCUCUCACAAGCAGUUUCUGGUUAAAGAAUUUUCCUUCACAAAAAAAAACCUUUAGACCAAAAAUUGUACAAAAUAAAAACUAAAAUUAGAUUGGUUUUGUCCAUCUAAAGUGCAGAUAUGUGAUGAACUCAGUUACCUGAAUCAGACUGAAAUUUAUGGGACUCAAGACAAGCUCAGAUGUGUAAACCUUUGUAUGAGGUUAGGCCCAAAUCUUCUGGCUAUUUGUGUGACAUCAUACUGCAGAAUAUUUAGGUUAGUGUAAAGUGACACAUUGUAAUGCUGUACAUAACGAUGUCAAGAUCCAAAAUCAAGGAGGAGCUCUUACAGGGUCUUCCGAAGCUUUGAGAGUCCAGUACUUGAUCAGAUGCAGAGAUUUUUACCUAAUCAUAUUUGGAUCUGCACAAAUGUGUUUGCUCACUGCAGAAUUUAGCAGAUGUUUAAGUAAAAGGAUGAAGCCUUCAGGAAUAAAGAACCUAGCAGCUAAGAUGUGGUAUGUACAGUAUGUGCGCUGGAAAAAAAAAAAAAGAUAGAAGUUAUUGUAAAACAAAAAAAAACCAAAAAAAAAAACCAAAAAAGAAAAACCGUGAUGCACAGGCAUGGCUUCUUAAUGUUUUCUGAUGGGAAAAGUCAUCAAUAUUUCCUUGUUUUACUGCACUUACUAUUAUUUCUUGAUUGAAUUUGUUCAGUAUAAGCUCGUUAUUGUGCAAAUUUAAAUAAAUAUUUCUCUUACCUUAA